Messenger RNA from Callorhinchus milii (elephant shark), 2214 nucleotides. RefSeq names its product tubulin tyrosine ligase (gene ttl). The record is from RefSeq and is a predicted model, not a curated record. The transcript is spliced from 7 exons. Lineage: Eukaryota; Metazoa; Chordata; Chondrichthyes; Chimaeriformes; Callorhinchidae. Bases 49 to 1185 code for a protein of 378 amino acids. Gene Ontology annotation, biological process: protein modification process.
CGCCCUGCCCUCCCUGCCCUGCCCUGCCCUUCCCGCCGUCCCUCUACUAUGUACAACUUCGUGGUCCGCGAUCGGAACAGUUCGGUCUACGCUGAAGUGGGCAAAGUGCUGCUGUCCUCGGGGCAGUGGCGGAGGCUGAAGAAGGACAACCCCAGGUUUAACCUGAUGCUGGGCGAGAGGAACAAGCUGCCGUUCGGGACACUGGGUCAUGAACCAGGACUCUCACAACUUGUGAAUUACUAUAGGGGUGCUGACAAGCUUUGCCGCAAGGCUUCGUUAGUUAAACUGAUCAAGUCAAUCCCAGAACUUAUGGAAUCAUGCACAUGGUUUCCUGAAUCGUAUGUGAUUUAUCCCAUGGGUGCUAAUACCACUGUGGAGUUGGCAAAGAAUGGCUUCAGAGCUCAAAGGAUUAUUCCGAGGACAGACGAUCGGGAAGCAUUCCUGGCAUCUUACAACAAGAGACUUGGGAAUGUAGAUGAAAAUGUGUGGAUAGCCAAAUCUUCAGCAGGUGCCAAAGGAGCUGGAAUUUUGAUCUCCUCUGAUGCCAAUGAACUAUUGGACUACAUAGAUAAUCAAGGACAAGUUCAUGUGAUUCAGAAAUACCUUGAGAGACCUUUAUUAUUAGAACCAGGACAUCGCAAAUUUGAUAUAAGAAGCUGGGUCCUGCUGGAUCAUCACUAUAACAUUUACCUCUACAAGGAGGGUGUUUUGCGGACUUCCUCUGAACCAUACAACAGCACUGACUUUCAGGAUAAAACCAGCCAUCUAACGAAUCAUUGCAUUCAGAAAGAAUUAUCCAAAAAUUAUGGGAAAUAUGAAGAUGGGAAUGAAAUGUUCUUCGAAGAAUUCAAUCAGUAUUUAAUGAACACUCAUAAUGUUAAUUUGGACAGCAGUAUUUUACCACAAAUCAAGCAAAUCAUAAGAAGCUGCCUCAUGUGUAUAGAGCCUGCAAUUGGCACUAAGCUUCUCCCAUACAACAGCUUUCAGCUCUUUGGCUUUGAUUUUAUGGUUGAUGAAGAUCUCAAGGUCUGGCUGAUUGAAGUAAAUGGAGCUCCAGCCUGUGCCCAAUGGACCACAAUGGGCUUUUACAAUCCUUACAUUCCUGUAUCGCUUUUUGUUUGGUCAUCUGGGAGUUUAACCUCCGAAAACCCAUCACCAUGCUUAAGAGUAUCCAAGCCAGACUGAGAGUUCCACUUAUGCAUGUCACCAGUUUACGCUGAGGUUAAUCAACGUGGAAUAGUUUGUCAAGGGAUGCAGUGGAGGCAGACAAUGUGGCAGUGAAUUUAAAGGUAAAAUUGGAUAUGCUUUGAUGAUGGAGUUUGGAGGAUAUGUGACAGAGGGAGACAGAUGGUACAUGAAAAUGGGACUGGCCAGAUGGACUAUAGUGGUCUUUUCUGAUUCUGCCGGUUCCUGUGUCCUAUACUUUGGGAAUGUCACGGUCCCCAGGUGGGACUGUGAAUAUGUCAGGCAAAGAAAACCAACCAAUUGAAGGAUGUAAGGUGAGAUGGAUAUUUUCAAAUUCUUUGGAUUUUUUGGAAGGAGAGAGGCACUAUGUUUCCCUCAUAAGGAAACUGAAUGGGUAGUGUCCACGAUAGUGCUCUACUACACUCUGUAUUGUCUUCUGUAUUUAUGCAGAGUAACAUAUUACUCAAGUACAUAUUACUGACCCUACUAUGCCAAAGAUAAAAAAUUUAGGAUUUUGAGAUUUUGAACCUUUAAAAUCUUUGAUUCUAAUAUCAGGCCUUUUAGUUCUCAGACUUGAAUUAAUAUUUUGGAUCAGGAAAUGAAAAUUUAAUAAUAAUGUUGCAACACAAGAAUAUAAGGAGGAUAGUGAUCGAAAUAAUAGGUAAGAUGAGCUGGUCUGUAUUUUUAAAGAAAGUUUUCCAUGAAGGAUAUGUCACAAGAGGAAAAUGUUUGUAAAUACAACUUUUCUGUCCUUGUGUUUUCCUUUACUUUCCUGAAAUCACUGACAUACUGAAAUACAUGAGAACCAUCAAAUCUCUGCUAACUUACCCAAGAAGCCAUUCUCCAUGUGUAAACCCAGAGGGUGCAUCUAUAGUCUGUACAACCAUAUAAUUGACAGUGGUCAAAAAGACCUCAUGUGAUGCCUACACAUGCAGCUUCCAGGCGUCACUGGGUAGUGAGAACUCUAAAUGAUCCACCCCCCACCCGAUUGGGAUUUUAUUGUUCUCUUGGCUGUGUCUCUCAUAUUUU